CGUAUUCCUUGACUCAUAUAAAAUGCAUUGUUCAUGGUGCAUCGCUGAAUCUGCGAGUGUUACCUCCAAUUAACUCGAGAUCUGCACACAGAAAAACUGCAUACGUAGAUGCGCGUAAAGGUCAUGAGUGUGUGAAGCAUGAUUCACAGAAAUUAUUUAAUUCUCAAUUUUGCGGAAGUCGUAAUUGCAUUGUUUGAUUUAAUAAAGCAAAAGCGUGCAUGUUGUUUCGAUCCUCCUAAUCACACAAAAUUGAUGAUCACUUAUUUAUGGAGAUGGAUAAGUAGUAACCUUUAUAGAAUUGAUUUAUGUAAUCUUGACCAAAAUAAUAAUUGUAGUAAAAAGUAAUAAUACACAGGAUGUAUUUCUGAUUAUAAGGAAAUUUAAGUGUACAGGUAACACAUUACAAACUUAGGUGAUAAAUAGCACUUACAUAAUUACCAGCUCUUCCAGUAGCUAUAAUUUACUUCACAGAGCCACAUGAUUUUUUUAAGUGUGACUACAUAUUUGUAUUUUUUUAAAACGGAUUGGUUUUUAACACCUCAAAAAAAUGAACCUGUUCUCCAUCAUCUUCCUUUGUUCUGUUAGCAUUGUUGGUUUUGGAGAAGUGUUUGCUCAACAACAACCCGAUCCCAUUUCCCCGCUGAUAACAUUUCUCCAACAAUUGCAAGGACUUCGACAACUUUACAGCGGCGAUGGGGCCAGAAAUUCCGGAGGACUGUUUGGAUUCGCUCAACAGUUGGAGUCUGGAAAUCCAGUCUUGACAUCGAAUUCGAUCGACGGAUCGUCCGAUGUUCCUCCCACGAACGUGAACACCAACAGGGUUCGACCACGAUUAAUUGAUUUCCUUCAAUCGUCACGAGCCGCUAAUUUUUUGGAGCGUCUGUUCCGCAACAAUAAUCGAAACGAUCGACUGACAAACACAUUUGCGGAAAAUUUGCUGGGACUCAUUUUUAACAGGAGGACGAAUAAUGUCAAUGCUAACACUGCUAGUGCUGCAAACUGAGUCUUUUGGGAGGUUUUUGAAACGUAUUUUAAUAAUUUUUACAAAUCUCGUUAUAAUGCAGAAGUACUAUUAUAUUUUUAUGAAACGGUUGUUUGAGCUAUGCAAUUAAUUUUAUAAUAAUAAAAGAAUACAAACUUAUUGUUUA
Molecule: messenger RNA, 1148 nt
Organism: Folsomia candida
Lineage: Eukaryota; Metazoa; Arthropoda; Collembola; Entomobryomorpha; Isotomidae
Exons: 2
Coding region: 548-1003 (151 amino acids)
Source: RefSeq, a predicted model, not a curated record